CCUCAGUUUUGACCAGUAGUGUUACCUUAUCAGUUUGAAGUUCUUCUUGUGGUGUCUGAUUUGGGACAAUGAAGUACAAGAUUCAUCUAAUCCAUGCCUCCAUGAUAAUCGGUGCAGUUAUGAUAAUAGCAUACCCUGGCAACUUGGCUGGAGUUUUGCAUGAACAAAUAGAAGAGAAGCUCAAAGGGAAAAUCACUCUGACUGAAGGCAGUAAAGUGCUUGAUACAUGGAAGAACCCACCUUCACCUGUCUUCAAGGAGUUUUUUUUCUUCAACCUCACAAACCCAGAUGAGUUCUUCGCUGGACAGAAGCCAUUCCUCACGCAAAUGGGACCGUACACUUACAGGAAGUACACACCCAAGGAGAACGUCGCCUUUGCGGAAAAUGGAACCAAAGUCUCUGCUCUGACAACAAAAACCUUUGUGUUUGUGCCCGAAAUGUCAGCUGGAGACCCGAGUGUGGAUCUUAUAACUACUGUUAACAUUCCAGCUAUAGCAGUGAUGAAACAUUUAGAGAAUUCAGGUUUUUAUAUCAGAACACUCUUUGCUAUAUAUAUGCUAUCAAUAAAAACCACCAUGUUUAUGACACACACAGUGGAUGAGCUUUUGUGGGGCUAUAAGGAUCCACUGCUCAGCCAUUUACACGAAAAAAACCAAAAGAUAGAUAAAAACUUUGGCCUCAUGCUAUACAAAAAUGGAAGUAGUGACGGUGAGUUUGUUUACUACACCGGAGAAGAUAACUAUUUCAACUACGGUCGCAUCGACACCUGGAAGGGAGAGAAAUUUUUGUCAUUCUGGGCCACCAACCAGAGCAACAUGAUUAAUGGAACAGAUGGUAGUGCUUUCCACCCAUUCCUGACAAAAGAGGAGCGAUUAAAUGUGUUCAGUGCAGACCUGUGCAGGUCAAUCUACAUGUUGUUUGAGAAAGAGGUUGUGGUGAAGGGGAUUCCAGCAUAUCGAUACACUCCUCCUCGUGCUGUGUUUGCCAGUGGAAAGAACAAUCCAGAAAAUGAAGGUUUCUGCCUUGAGAAAAACACUUGCUUAGAUGAUGGGGUCUUAGAUGUUUCAGUGUGUCGCAAAGGUGCUCCUGUCAUUGUCUCUUUUCCUCAUUUCUACUUGGCUGAUCAGAAAUACAUUGAUGCCAUCGAGGGAAUAUCACCCGUGCACGAACAUCAUCAGACUUUCCUCGACCUAAACCCUACGACAGGUGUGCCAGUUCGUGCUGCCAAAAGAGUCCAAAUAAACAUUAAACUUGACAAAAUACCCGGAUUUCCAAUAACCAAAAACCUGAACGACACCAUUUUCCCUGUCAUGUUCUUUAAUGAGUCUGUUGUGAUUGAUGACGCCUCAGCACAGGAGCUGCAGAAGCAGCUUUUUAAUCAUACCAGUCCUCCCUUGCAUCCUGCUGGGUCUGGAAGUUUUGAGAAAAAGCAGAGUCCCACAAAGACAGAGACUUCCUACUCUCCAGUCAGCGAUAAAGGUGACGAGAAGAAUGACACUUUUAUUGGCAUGACGUCUGUGGAAAAGUCUUGAAAAAACUAUGCUGUUCUUUCUCCUUUUUAACUCCUUAGAUUUUGAAAUGUGACAUUGAUAGGCCUCCACUCACGAUAAUUAGAUGAAUGGGUGAUUGAGUGACUGAAUAACCAAGAAGGUUUAGAGUCAACAAUUUAAAUAUUUUUUAUUAACAAGCUCAUGAUGCACCUGGCAGGGCAUUUUCGGUCAGAUUUCAGAUUGUAAUAUACAAUAAACUAUAAAUGCUGCUGUGUUAUUUCAUGAUUCAGGGAUGCAGCAGUUGCUAGCAUGGCUUGUGCCUUACAUUUGCAUUUUAAAGUCCAAAUCCACUACCAAAAACUGAUUUCAUCAGGAAUCAAAAUUAAUCUAAUUUUAAAUGAUUUCAUAGAUACUGCUGCCUGAUAUAAUUGGAAAGUCUUCGGGUUAAACUAAGGACAUAAGUAAUAAAGUCAGUAUCAGGGCUUGGUCAUGAAGUAUUUGAAAUUGGCAAUUUAAGACCAAAUGACAUUGGAUUUCCUGGGAAGCUUGUUCAGAUUAUUUCAGUUACCUGCAUGUAACACCUCUGAGGUUGUGAGAUUUUUCUUGACCAAAAGCAUUCGACAUGAGACUUUUUAAAAAUUUUAACAAUACAUAAUCACAGGUGACGACAAGUAAUUAUGUAUCAAUAAAUA
Messenger RNA from Clarias gariepinus (North African catfish), 2182 nucleotides. RefSeq names its product lysosome membrane protein 2-like. The transcript is spliced from 12 exons. The record is from RefSeq and is a predicted model, not a curated record. The coding region runs from base 69 to 1532 and encodes 487 amino acids. Gene Ontology annotation, molecular function: scavenger receptor activity. Gene Ontology annotation, biological process: receptor-mediated endocytosis; protein targeting to lysosome. Gene Ontology annotation, cellular component: lysosome; membrane; cytoplasm. NCBI's taxonomy places the organism in Eukaryota, Metazoa, Chordata, Actinopteri, Siluriformes, Clariidae.